Messenger RNA from Chrysochloris asiatica (Cape golden mole), 1008 nucleotides. It is a transcript of the gene MRGPRX2, whose product is annotated as MAS-related GPR, member X2. The transcript has a single exon. The coding region runs from base 16 to 1008 and encodes 330 amino acids. The record is from RefSeq and is a predicted model, not a curated record. Gene Ontology annotation, cellular component: membrane. Gene Ontology annotation, molecular function: G protein-coupled receptor activity. Gene Ontology annotation, biological process: G protein-coupled receptor signaling pathway. Lineage: Eukaryota; Metazoa; Chordata; Mammalia; Afrosoricida; Chrysochloridae.
GGCGAACUUCUGAGCAUGGAUACAACCAUUCCAGCAGUAAGGACUGAUUUUACAACAAUGAAUAGAAGUGAUGGCGCCCCUCCUAACGUGUGUAAUGUGCAGACCCUGACACCAAGCUUGCUGAUCAUCAUCAUCAGCCUUUGUGGGCUGGUAGGAAAUGCUAUUGUGCUCUGGUUUCUGUGCUUCUGUCUGCGGAGGAACAUCUUUUCUGUCUACCUCGUCAACCUGGCGGUGGCUGACUUCUUAUUCCUCUGCUGCCAAGUUUUAUUUUCCCUGGAGGAACUUAUUGACAUCUUCCAUUCUGUUUUCAUCGCCAUCCCCUAUUUUUUCAGCACUGUGUUCUGCUUUUUCUACAUUGCAAGCCUGAGCAUUCUCAGCAUCAUAAGCACCGAACGCUGCCUGUCCAUCCUGUGCCCUGUCUGGUUCCGCUGCCACCGUCCAAGGCACACAUCAGCCACCAUGUGUGCCCUGCUCUGGGUCCUGUCUCUGCUGCUGAGCACGCUAGAAGGGAAUUACUGUGGCUUCCUGUUUGAAGACUUUGAGCAUAAUUGGUGUCAGACAUUUGAUUUCAUCACUACUGCGUGGCUGAUAUUUUUAUUUCUGGUUCUUGCUGGGUGCAGCCUUGUCCUGCUGAACAGAAUCCUCUACAGCUUCCAGCGGUUGCAGCUGACCAGACUCUAUGUAACUAUUGUGCUCACUGUGUUGGUCUUCCUUGUCUGCGGUCUGCCCUUUGGCAUCCAUUGGUUCCUAUUAAUCUGGAUUCACAAAAAUGUGUUCACAUGUUAUCUUGAUUGGGUUGGACUUAUCCUGUGCAGUGUUAACAGCAGUGUCAAUCCCAUCAUUUACUUUUUUGUUGGCUCCUUUAGGCAACGGGGGCAGCUGAGGCAGCGACGGCGGCUGCCACUGACCCUCAGGAUUGUUCUCCAGAGAGCCCUGCAGGACACUCCUGAGCUGGAUGAAUCUGCAGGCAGCUUUACUCAGGAGAUGUCAAGGAAUAGUGUGAUGUAG